Tremella mesenterica DSM 1558 is the source of this 360-nucleotide messenger RNA. RefSeq lists its product as uncharacterized. The record is from RefSeq and is a predicted model, not a curated record. The coding region runs from base 1 to 360 and encodes 119 amino acids. NCBI's taxonomy places the organism in Eukaryota, Fungi, Basidiomycota, Tremellomycetes, Tremellales, Tremellaceae. The transcript has 2 exons.
AUGGUAUUUAGCAGUUCAGCAGUGAGGCAUUUACGUGAUUGGCUGAAGCCUGGAUGUUACGGGGUAACAACGAAUCGAGAGAACUCCAUCGAGUUCGACGGAUUAGGAUGGAGGAAAGCGGGAGUUGGAGGCAGUGCUGCAGUAGGUAGGGACGGGUUUUCCCCUUUCGAGAUUUUCCCCACUGGGUUUGCUCAAAGCGGUUUUUUACCUGUCCAAAGGAGACACGAUCCAUUAGCACCAGAUUCUCUAGAUUUCCACGAGACAUCCAUCGAGUUCGACCCAACCUGCGACCUAGUCAUCGUGUUUCCAGUACCGUUACACUGGAAGGUUCAGCAGUUUAGCAGUGAGGCAUUUAUGUGA